CGGAUAGACACCGUUCUGUUAAAGCGCCCUUGUAAUGUUUACUUCUAUGGAACAACGGCGCGUCCUCCUCGGUUAACAGUAUUGGAUCAGGUACUGUAUCAAAUGACGCAUACAUCCUUUUGUCAGCCAGCUAUACGUUAAAAACACGGAAUCCUAUCGGCUGCGAGCGCGAUCGGGAGUAUUAGCGGUUCAUCCUGCGCCAGAGCUCUGUGUUCAUGAUGGCGAUGUUCCGCAGUUUUGUGUCCGCCGCUCAGAUCAGGCAGCAUCAGCAGCAAAACGGAGCCGCAGCAGCCGCACCUGGGGAGAGUCUGGAGAGCCAGUUCUCCUGUCCCAUCUGUCUGGAGGUGUACCACAAACCUGUCAGCAUCGCCAGCUGUGCGCAUACUUUCUGUGGGGACUGUCUACAGCCAUGUCUCCAGGUGACCUCACCUCUCUGUCCACUCUGCCGCAUGCCUUUCGAUCCAAAGAAAGUGGACAAAUCCUCCAGCGUGGAGAAGCAGCUGUCUUCGUAUAAGGCACCCUGCAGAGGGUGCAGCAAAAAAGUCACCCUGGUCAAAAUGAGGUCUCAUAUCUCAUCUUGCACAAAGGUUCAGGAACAGAUGGCCAACUGCCCAAAGUUCAUGCCUGUGGUCCCCACCUCACAACCCAUUCCCAGCAAUAUUCCAAAUCGCUCCACAUUUGUGUGCCCUUACUGUGGCGCUCGCAACUUGGACCAACAGGAACUAGUGAAGCACUGCAUGGAAAACCAUCGCAAUGACACCAGCAAAGUGGUAUGUCCAGUAUGUUCAGCUAUGCCGUGGGGCGACCCCAGUUACAAGAGCUCCAACUUCCUGCAGCAUCUUCUCCACCGGCACAAGUUCUCCUAUGACACAUUUGUGGACUACAGUAUUGACGAGGAGGCAGCACUGCAGGCAGCUCUGACCCUCUCGCUGUCCGAGAACUGAGUCUGACAUCACAUCCUGUUCCUCAAACAACGCCAUGUGACGGAUUUCCCACCUGUCUUGUUUUAGGCUAAAUAUUCUCAUUGUUUCUCCGUUUCUCCUCUCACUCUACCUCUCUUCUGCUCUGUAUUUCAGAGCUACACCCCUGAUAGAUCCUGAAGCGGCUCUUUACCAUGUUUGUCAGUUCAUCAUGACACUUGAGCAAGUUUGUCACUUCCUUUACUGUAGGUGGACUGGAUUCUGGUUAUGUAUCAUUAUCAUAACCACCAAAACAUUACAUGUAUGCAAAAAGACAGAAAAAGGAAUAGAUUAUAAUGUGUUUGUUUCAGUUCUUCCCAAUUUUUCACUCUUCAAAUGUGUACAGACAGCACAGAAAGACUGGCAAUGCAUUGUAAUUCAGUACAGCAGUGAGAUAUAUAUAUAUAUAUACUGUUUAUAUUUGGGCUGUCAGUCGAUUAAAAUUUGUAAUCAAAUGUAUCACAUGAUAUGACAAAUAAUUAAUCAAAUUAAUCUCAUGAAUAAAUGUUUGCUAAGAAAGCCCCUCAAAUAACUAUAAUUCAAUAUAUGAUCAAAUAAUUAUAAAUUACAUUUAAAUAAUUAUAUUAUUGCUGCAUACGAGUAAAGCAUUAAUAAGACAAAAAGUGGCUUUAAAAGGCAAUAUAUUUAUUUCCAUAUAAUUCAACAUAAGUCUAUCAUUGGCCUACAGUCCACAGCAAUCCAUUUUGCAAUUGAAUUCGUCAAUCUAUCCGAGAUAUAUUUAUUAUGAGGGCUUUUCUAAGGAUGCGUUAAAGUACACAUGAGUCAGACAAACGCUUUUAGAGCGCUUUGGUUACGUUGCAUCAUAAACAGCGUUUUUAGGUCACUGUGUCAAGUUACACAGUUUGAAACUUAGAAAAACACGUCUUGAGAUUCCUGCAUUCGGAUUAGCAUUCCGUCCAGCUUUGCUUGUGUUUGAACGUAAGAAUGCGUGCUCAUCUAGUGCUGUCGCUGGUGUCAAGCAAGCCCAAGUGUGGUUUGUUAUCUGUACAGCUGCGCAUUGCCUAUACAGCUGGAGUUUCGCAUACUGCCUGCCCCCUGCUGAAAACAGGUGGUACUUCAAGCUUCAAUUUCUCUGAUGGUAGCAAGUUUCCUUAUUACGGUCCAGGCACAUGAUUAAUUGCAUAAAUUUGUUUAACGCAUUAUUUUUUAUAGAAUUAAUUGCACCAAAUUAAUGCAUUAAAUCGACAGCCCUAAAAUA
Messenger RNA from Myxocyprinus asiaticus (Chinese sucker), 2178 nucleotides. Its product is annotated as E3 ubiquitin-protein ligase RNF166. Gene Ontology annotation, biological process: protein polyubiquitination; ubiquitin-dependent protein catabolic process. The coding region runs from base 216 to 944 and encodes 242 amino acids. The transcript has 6 exons. NCBI's taxonomy places the organism in Eukaryota, Metazoa, Chordata, Actinopteri, Cypriniformes, Catostomidae. Gene Ontology annotation, molecular function: ubiquitin protein ligase activity. The record is from RefSeq and is a predicted model, not a curated record.